This is a messenger RNA of Suillus plorans, 1347 nucleotides long. RefSeq lists its product as uncharacterized. Bases 1 to 1347 code for a protein of 448 amino acids. The transcript is spliced from 7 exons. The record is from RefSeq and is a predicted model, not a curated record. Lineage: Eukaryota; Fungi; Basidiomycota; Agaricomycetes; Boletales; Suillaceae.
AUGUACAUUGACUGCUAUAUCUACUGCCCAAAAGUCACUCAGGGCACUGCUUCCAGUCUCAUUCUCUUGACGACUAUAAAGUUCGUCGCACGUCUGACCUUCUCUGACUCUAGUAACUAUCCUCGCACUAUGCGUGUCUAUCACCCACCACCUCAACUCACUCCUACAGACAAUGUUUUCACACAACCUUCGAAUAUGGGUCCAGACCAUCCCAAUGAUAACCAGCUUCCAGGCUUUAGUGCUACCUUUGGUGGCUUUGAAUCUCACAUGACCCACCUGGGUUUAGGUCAGAAUCAAUUCACAUAUCCACCCCCUCUCCCUCCUUCAUCGAAGCCCACUUCUGCAGGGCGGAUGCAGCAAAUUGAUCCCUCAUUAAUCGACUAUGAACAUGAGGAUGACAAGGAUGAAUUUCCACCUCUGUCCACUUUCCUUAGUGAUAUCAUGAAGCCAGCCAAGAGGGUUGCAGGGAGCCAUCACAUGAGCACCACUAUCCCAACUGCCAAAGCCAAAGGCAAGGCACAUGUCAUGGACAGUGCCCCACUAAAACGUGGCCGUCAACAAGGAGCACCCAAUUAUAAUGAAGACAACAUUGAUGCCCUCCUUGAUGCCUGUGAAUCGUGUCUACCUGUGGGUGCAAAGAGUUGGAAUUCUGUCGAAGCAGCUUUUGCACAGUGGGCACAUGAAAAUGACUGUCCAGCUCGCUCGUCAAAAUCUCUUGAACUCAAAUUCAAGCAACUGAUGGGAGAUGCAGAAUGUCCUCCCUAUAUUGACCGAGCACACUAUAUUGACAGCUUGAUCAACGAGAAAGCUGGCAUCCGUGAUCUUAAUGACGAAGAACUUGCUGAUGAAGUAGUCAAAAUCUCGGACGACAAUGAAGAUACAAUGGCCUCAGUAGUACUUCCAAAAAUGAAACCAACCCAGAUCAAGCUUGAGGUCCACGAGCCUUAUCUUGGCCCCACUGCUCACUGUGCAACAUCCCCUACUAUUUCUCGUCCUCCUCGUAUAUCACACAGUGCAGGAGUUGACCUUCUCACAACCAUUUCUGCAUCACUCGAUCCUCGCCUUCAGGCUGUCCGAGAUGAAGAGCACUCUGCAUGUGCCAUUCAGUCUAUGCAGGUCUUAUCUUUGACCACUCAGUUGUGUGAUGCACAUGCAACUAUUAAUAAGCUUCAUGGCCAGCUUGCACAACUUGAAAUGGCCAAGUUUAUGACUCGCACUGGACACCAGCAGCAAGAGCGUGUUUGUCGUGAGACAAUAUAUAGGGAUGGAGGCCACUCCACUAUCUGGGUCACACCUGAUGAUGCUGGAGAUGACUUCAAUUAUGAUGACCAUGAUAUUGCCUCGUGA